This is a messenger RNA of Arabis nemorensis, 1164 nucleotides long. Lineage: Eukaryota; Viridiplantae; Streptophyta; Magnoliopsida; Brassicales; Brassicaceae. The record is from the annotation of a GenBank genome assembly.
AUGUCUCACCCAAGUUAUCUUGAGGAUGGUACACCUAAGAUAGUCAUCCCCGCAAAUGUCAUUCGGCGAACUUCAAAAACUUGGAAAGAAUUCCUUAUUAGUCGGUUUUGCGGUUCAGCUCCUCCAAUUUCAAAAGUCAUUGUCGAUCUUUCUCCCAUAUGGGGACGUCAUUGCAGGUUAACAGUCCAUCGUGCUAGUCCUACCGCCUACUUAUUCCACAUUCCAAACCUUUCAACUCGGCAGUGGGUUCUCGAGGUUGGUCUUUGGCAAGUUUUGAAGUGUAGCCUUGUCAUGAAAUAUUCUCCAAGUGACACAAUACAAAGCUUCAACCUCGUCUCUGCCCCAAUCUGGGUUCAACUCUCCAAUAUCCCACCAGAGAUGUUCUCAGAGGAAGCCGUUAGCUGGAUUGCCAGUGGAAUUGGUGACCCUAUGCCUUCGAACAAAUCUAUUCUGGAUUACUCUAAAAUUGGAGAAGCCAAGCUGAAAGUGGAAGUCUUUCUUACUGAUGAUCUUCCUUCUGAAGUGGUCGCUGCAGACGAGGAUGGGAAUGAAGUCCGCAUCAAAGCUACAUACCCAAACAUCCCUUUCAAAUGCUCUAUCUAUCAUUGCUUUGAUCAUGCUAACUCUCGAUGCAACCAAAUCUCUCGCCGUAACCAGUCUGCGGCUAAAUCUGUGGCUCCAUCGGCCUCAACUGAUGCCCUCACUCUUAAUCAAUCAACCGGUAGUAUCUCCCACUCCCUCGCAGAGACUCCAAAUAUUGCCGCUCCGACGAGUCCCCGUAUUACUUAUGUUGCUCCCAUUGUUCCCUCCAAGGAUGGACCAUCCAUUGCUUCACCUGAUUUACAGGCAUCAGUUUCAGAAUCCUCUGUUGAUGUAGUUGGUCAAGCCCCGUCCUCGUCCGAGUCUGAUCCACCAGAUGUUGACCUGCAACCUACUCUAGCAAACACAUCCUUGGUCAAUUCAAACCAACCAUUAGUGGGCCUCUCCCCCAAGGCUUUAAACUUCUCGGACAACCCUCUAAAUCCAGCAAGCCCAUUUGUUCCCGAAGCCUCUUUUGUGUGCCAUCCUUGUUCCCAACAAGGCCUAUCUUCCAACGUUGCUUUCUCACCUCAGGUCAUAGAGAAACCGAAGGAGGUUAAUCUUACUCCCCCCUCCACCGACUGA